Molecule: messenger RNA, 2013 nt
Organism: Gadus morhua (Atlantic cod)
Lineage: Eukaryota; Metazoa; Chordata; Actinopteri; Gadiformes; Gadidae
Gene: npy7r
Product: neuropeptide Y receptor Y7
Exons: 2
Coding region: 193-1338 (381 amino acids)
Biological process (GO): G protein-coupled receptor signaling pathway
Cellular component (GO): membrane
Molecular function (GO): neuropeptide Y receptor activity
Source: RefSeq, a predicted model, not a curated record
CAGCAUCCUCUCGGUGCCAUAGACCUUACGCAAGAGCGCACAGUCUCACCAAAAUGUGCACUCAACACGCUUUGGGAGGAGCUAAGGGUUCGUUCCCUCUUGUUUCGCACCUUGCGAAAGUCGAGGUCCUUCGAAAGGGAAAUAUAGUGCGAAAAGUCCUCAGGAGUGUGACCAGCUGAGAACCAGGCAUCAAUGAACAUGAGUCCCACUGACUCAUCAAACGGCACAGGGGAGGGGGCGGCCACGGAGGGGGCCACGGAGACCGUGAGCUACCACUGGAUACCGGUUCCGGGUAACUCCAGCAUAGACUUCCACAGACCCGAUUUCGGCUCGGACAUCACCAAACACCUGGGGGUCCAGAUCGUCCUGAUCCUGGCCUACUCGCUCAUCAUCCUCCUGGGGCUGCUGGGGAACUCGCUGGUCGUCUACAUGAUCAUCCGCUACAAGAACAUGCGCACCGUCACCAACUUCUUCAUCGCCAACCUGGCCCUGGCGGACCUGCUGGUGGACACCCUGUGCCUGCCCUUCACCCUGGUCUACACGCUGCUGGACGAGUGGAAGUUCGGCGCCGUGCUGUGCCACAUGGUGCCCUACGCCCAGGCUCUCAGCGUGCACGUGUCCAUCCUGACCAUGGCCAUCAUCGCGCUGGAGCGCUACCGCUGCAUCGUCUUCCACCUGGGCCAGCGGCUCACCUGGCGCACCAGCUUCCUCAUCAUGGCCCUCACCUGGGCCAUCUCGGCCGUGCUGGCCGCGCCGCUGGCCAUCUUCCGGGAGUACCGCUACGAGGAGAUACCCUCCAUCGACCUGCGCAUCGCCGUGUGCUCCGAGAAGUGGCCGCACGGCACCGGCCGCGACGGCGUCAUCUACAGCCUGGCCAUGCUGCUGCUGCAGUUCAUCCUGCCGCUGGCCGUCAUCAGCUACGCCUACGUCUGCAUCUGGCUGAAGCUCAAGAACCACGUGAGCCCGGCCACCCACAGCGAGAGCCUGCGCCGCCGCAGGAAGACCACAAAGAUGCUGGCCCUGGUGGUGGUGGUGUUCGCCACGUGCUGGCUGCCCUUCCACGUGUUCCAGCUGGCCAGCGACCUGGACCUGGUGCUGCGCUUCAAGGAGUACAAGCUCAUCUACACGCUGUUCCACAUCGUGGCCAUGUGCUCCACCUUCACCAACCCCGUGCUGUACGGCUGGAUGAACAAGAACUACAGGAACGGCUUCCUCAUGGUGUUCCGGUGCACGGACAAGCCGGAGAGCUUCCACACGGAGGGAUCCUUCAGGACGCGGUCGCUGCGGCGGCUCACUAUGAGCAGCCGUCACUGCGCCCACCAUCCCACCCCGGUGUGAGGGGUCCAGGCGUUGGGCCGUUCCCCGUCGUUGUAAAGGAAAGACAGACCUCAUGGCAUUUUGUGAUUUUCAGUUCAUCUGCAAAAAUAUAUGACCGUAACAUUUUGUUCUGAACACCACAAUGUUAACUGAGAACAUCUUGCAUGUGUAUAUUUUUUGAAUGCUGCAUUCUUUGUAAAGAAAUGUAUUAAUCUGUGAAAUAUGUUUGUAUGAGGUAUGCUAUUGUUUUUAUUUUUUUAAGGAUUAAGGGGACAUUUAAUCUUAUAAAUUGCGUUUAUACAUGUCCAUAAGAGGCUGUAACACUGUGCGGACCGACCGUAGUGGACAUAUGAAUUAUUUGUGUAUGAAAAACUAAACUCCUUCUCUUCUGUGGUGGUUGAUGUAUUUUCAACUAUGACAACACAAUAAUGAACUAAACAGUAAUGAGUCAUGGGGGAGCAAAGAGCUCUCAAUGCCACUAUCAGCAAACGAUGUAAUAAAACACAUUUGUAUUCAAUGACAACCAAGUAACGACAUGCAAGUAUUGACUCGUUGUUGUAGAAUGUGUCUUUGUUUGUGUAAUUGAGAACCAUCAAAUAAGUAGUAGGUUGUUUAUAUUUCAUGUCGGUUAACAGUAUGAAAAAAUAUACAUGAAGUUUGCGUACAAAUAUAUUAAAAAUAUAUAUUAAAAAAUGA